AUGCCCUUUGCCAAGGGGGUCAUGACUGAUGAGUUUAAGCUUUCCCCGGCGAUCGCAUUCGUAUGUAUGAAUGGUCCGGCGACUCGAAGUUUCGAACUGAGGAGUGUCCUUUCGAGUCAUAACAAAAAGGUUGCGCGUGUCUUCAGAUUGCACUGCUCGCUCCAUUCCGUAUUCUUCCUCGAUUUCUUCCGACCUUUCCAGAUUGAAGGUCACAUCGACUUGGAUCGUCGGAAGAGACACGAUAACGUCCAGGAACAAGAGGGAGAGACACAACCGAGCGUCUCGGGCGUCGUUUGCCCGAGGGAAGCCAGUUUGCGUGGACUCUGGGGAUGGCUGGACUUUACUUGUGCUCCGUCUGUUGGGCUUUUCGCCUUGGUACUUUCCAGUGUACUUCAUUGUGCCUGGUGGUGGUACUACUACUACUACUACUACUACUACUACUACCACUACUACUACUACUACUACUACUACUACUACUACUACUACUACUACUACUACUACUACUACUACUACUACUACUACUACUACUACUACUACUACUACUACUACUACUACUACUACUACUACUACUACUACUACUACUACUACUACUACUACUACCACUACUACUACCACUACUACUCCUACUCCUACUACUACUACUAUAGAGAUUCCUUUCUCCAGGCAAUUGGUGGACUUUGUUGGUCCGCAUUCGACUCGCCAUAUCUCAAUCUCUCUCCUUCUUUUCAGCACGGGUACUCGGGCAACCGGACGAUCGCACGGGACAAUCUAUCGAGCGCCGACUUCGCCAACGGUCGCUGGGUGAGAUAUGGGGGAAAUCACCAGAGCUGA
Penicillium diatomitis is the source of this 831-nucleotide messenger RNA. RefSeq lists its product as uncharacterized. The coding region runs from base 1 to 831 and encodes 276 amino acids. The record is from RefSeq and is a predicted model, not a curated record. The transcript has 3 exons. NCBI's taxonomy places the organism in Eukaryota, Fungi, Ascomycota, Eurotiomycetes, Eurotiales, Aspergillaceae.